CUGAAAAUAUCUUUGGGAUUUCUUUGAUUCCUUUGAGGGUGUGUUCUCUCCCCUCAGCUCGUCUUCCACUGCAUGUAUGUGUUCAGUCUCUAUUUAUUUUCCCUGGUUUUCCCAGGGCCAGAUUUACAAGGUUCCGGGCUGGAAACUGUUUUGGUGCCCCAUGUAUGAAAUAAUAGUGCCAACGCUACUGAAAAUCACAGUACAUUACAUACAUAACCAGGUAUAAACCGAUGAGACCAACUGAUGAUGCUAUCUAUGUGCUUUGCCCAGGAGCUCAAUUUUGUUCCAUAAAAUAAAAAGAUAAAAAUGACUGUAACGUCAUAAUUUGUUUACAUUCCUACAAAUCCCAAAGUAUGCUUACAACUCACCUGAUACAGCCUGUGACUCUUGUAUGAAUUAUGUUUGCAAAACACAAGUUCAUUAAAAAAAAUUUAAAUAAAUAAAAUUAAGAAAUUAUUUAGCCCUCUAAGCUUUCUCUAAAGUCUGAUCUAAUGUUUUCCAACCAUUAGAUUAACAAUAAUUCUUGUUAUUUUAAAUUAUUAUAACAUAUCAAUCAAAUGUAUUUAUUUUUCCUUAGUGUUUCUUCUUAAUAGGUAAAGCAACAAUUACAAAAAAACAACAGUAAUAGUAAAAAUUCAUAGUUUCUGGGUUUCUACCUCAUACUCACUUUGAGGACAAUCCUCAUUAAAAUAUCUCAUUAUGAAUAGUCGCAAUCAUGCAAACUUGUCCUACGGAGGCAGUCCUGCCGGAAAAUCCCUCGCCUCUGCAGGAUAUAAAACGAGGGCCCGUCUCCAGGACGGGGCAUCUCACUCGGGGUCCGACAGCAGCGAGGAAACCCACUCAGAGCUUCCCAGCAGCGCGUCAUGUACUCUACAUUCAGUAAGUCAUUUGCAGCCGGAACUGCUGCGAGCAGCUUCCUGUAUCUGGGCCUCUUCUCUUCCUCUUUUCAUUCAUUCAUUCAUUCAUUCACUCGUGGUUCAGACCUACGACUGCUCGCCGCCCUGAUGCUGGCAGCAGCCCUGCCUCUCUGCGUCCCCGGAGCUCCUCUGGACGGAGCCGUCACCGACCUCCCUCCAGAAGAGAGCUCAGGCGAGGGAGAGGAGGAGGUCCAGACGAAGCCGUGCCCGACUGAUCCUUUUAAUAUCACGGAGACUUUGGCGCAGAUCCUUAAAGUCACCAAAGGCCACAAAGAAGAGGUGAGAGCUCUCUUUCUUAAGUUAUUUGAAUUUAUCUGGCUUGUUUUGACACAUCUAACUCCUUCUUUGUUUUACGAUCGUUGUGUGUCGUCGUUUUUUUUGCUUUUUGGACGUCUGACGGCGCCUGCUGUGACCUUCCAGGAGGCUCGCCUCCAGCAGCUGGCUCAGGAUCUGACGACGUACUCGGUUCUCCUGAAGCACGUCGACAAGGAGUACCCCGGCAGGUUCACCGUGACUGAACUGAAAGCGGCGCUUCCUCGGCUGAUCGCAAAGGUCAAACGAACGAUGAGAAACGCUGACCGUGUUGUGGCUCUGACCGGCAGCCAGGAGCUGCAGCUGCUGGAGGAGCCCGGAAGCCUCGAUUCGUACCACAGGAAGAUGAUGGCGCACAGCAUCCUUAGCUCGAUCCACGAUUUCCUGGUGGAGUGGAAAAGGGAGCUGACUAAAAGGCAGGUGCGAAGAACAAACUAGUGAUCUCACCGAGACGGAAGCAGACCGGCGUCUUUUAGGGAGGAACAGCUCAGGUACAUGAGGUGAUCCCUGCUCUCCUCGGGAGUGAAAGUAAUCUACUGGAUCGAAUGAUGCGGCCCCUCUGGGGCUAUAUGGUCGAACAUUUAUUCAGAGAAUAAUUAACAUAUUUAUAUUAAAUAAAACACUGUAUUUAUUAGAGAAGCCAUUAUUAUUGAAUACAUUUUGUAUUUUAUUGUGACUUCUUGUUAAAUUCCUGUAUUUUUUAGUCGACAGCAAUUUUUUUUUGUAAUUUUUAUUUUUUUUUUUACAUUUAUCUAUAUAAAAAAGAUAAAUGUAAAAAACAGAAAGAAAUACUAUUUGAAUUCAUGUUGGAAUUUUUUUUUUUUUUUUACAUGCAGAAAUAAAGAAUGUUAUUAUUAAUACAUAAGAAUCACGUGUCUUCAUAUUAAGCCUCCCCCCUCACCCCUCCAGAAUAUUUGGUUUAUUUUACAUAUUAUAUGAGACUGUCCAAAAUUUGCCAGUCACGCUUG
Gambusia affinis (western mosquitofish) is the source of this 2197-nucleotide messenger RNA. RefSeq names its product interleukin-6-like. Gene Ontology annotation, biological process: immune response; neutrophil differentiation; myeloid cell development. The record is from RefSeq and is a predicted model, not a curated record. Gene Ontology annotation, molecular function: cytokine activity. Gene Ontology annotation, cellular component: extracellular region. The transcript is spliced from 3 exons. Lineage: Eukaryota; Metazoa; Chordata; Actinopteri; Cyprinodontiformes; Poeciliidae. Bases 864 to 1667 code for a protein of 267 amino acids.